Messenger RNA from Hemiscyllium ocellatum (epaulette shark), 1222 nucleotides. RefSeq lists its product as uncharacterized. Lineage: Eukaryota; Metazoa; Chordata; Chondrichthyes; Orectolobiformes; Hemiscylliidae. The transcript is spliced from 5 exons. The record is from RefSeq and is a predicted model, not a curated record. The coding region runs from base 218 to 1153 and encodes 311 amino acids.
UGAAACUGACUGCAGUGAGUACGUGGCACUUUUGGACUGAGCCACCCCUUGUAUUUCCAGCACUGUGCAGCUUAUCACUGGGGACUGACCACAACGUUCUCACUCCUGGAGAGAGCUCGGGCUGAGUGAGAGGGUCUGAUCCCAGCUGGAUCUGUCCAGGACCAGCUUCCUGUCUCCUUGCUGCCAACCCAGGUUACACCAGCUGUUCACCAGAACGAUGUCCCCAGUCUCAGGUAAAUCCCUGCAGCUUGUGGACAUUCAGGAAGAUUCGUUGCUCCUCAAUGAGGAUGCUUUUCGAGAGGAUGUGAAGGAUGGUCCAGUCUGUCAGAUUUCCAUCAUCGAGGAAGAGAGGGAAGGAAAAUCCUUUCUAUUCAACCAUCCCCUUCGCCAACUCCGUCAUCUGAUGAUGAAUGCCAUUCAGGGAUUGAAGCUGCCGGAGAAGAUGCUGCAGGAUUUCCAAACUUUCUUCCAUUGCUCAGAGGUAGAUGAUGAUGCUGAUAUCUCUGCGAUCCUGGAAACCUCUCCGAUGUCAAUGAGGGACCGUCUGGAGACGAUGGUCAAUGAGCUGGUGGAGAAAUUUAAGCAGCAACUGGAAGUGGGUGAGGAACAGAGAGAGCGUGAGGUCACGGAGUUGGAUAAACUCCUGAAGAAAGAGACUGAGAACUUCUGCAAGGCUUAUACGGCAAAAUAUAACUGGGCCAUUGGCAUCCUGAGGCAAACGCUGUUGGAGGAGUUUGAAUGUUUCACCAAACAGCAGGAGCAGGAUUCGGACGGGCUGUUGGAUUGUGUGAAGACCUGGCCGAGUCAGAUGAGGAUGUUGGUGGAGGUGAAGGAGAAGGAGCUGAUGGAGAAGUUUGGGAAGGCGGUGAGAGGGAGUGAGGAGGAAAGGAAGCGAGCGAUGGCCCAGCUGCAAUCCGAGCUGCACAGGGAGAAGGAGAUCUUCUGCAGGAAACACAGCGACAACUUCAGGAAUGGUGUGAUCCGCCUGGGCACUGGGGCAGUGGGGAUGGGUCUUGUAGUAGCCUCUGUCCUACUACCAGGCACUGCUGUGGCAGCUGUUGUUGAGGGAGCUGGACUGGCCCUGGACACCAGGAGUGGUGUCUGCAAGGUGUUGGCGCUGGCCGGGGUGAACGCUGCGAUAAGAAGGGCCUAGACGGCUGGUGACACCACACCAAGUGGAUCAGCCGAGGGCAGGGAAGGCAAGGAGGAGCUGCUGAAGGGG